Molecule: messenger RNA, 3583 nt
Organism: Danio aesculapii
Lineage: Eukaryota; Metazoa; Chordata; Actinopteri; Cypriniformes; Danionidae
Gene: mthfd1a
Product: methylenetetrahydrofolate dehydrogenase (NADP+ dependent) 1a, methenyltetrahydrofolate cyclohydrolase, formyltetrahydrofolate synthetase
Exons: 27
Coding region: 539-3298 (919 amino acids)
Biological process (GO): tetrahydrofolate interconversion
Cellular component (GO): cytosol
Molecular function (GO): methenyltetrahydrofolate cyclohydrolase activity; formate-tetrahydrofolate ligase activity; methylenetetrahydrofolate dehydrogenase (NADP+) activity
Source: RefSeq, a predicted model, not a curated record
CAAGUGUCGCGAUGUUGUCAAGUUUCUGUUGUCUACAUUUCUUUUCUAUGUGUGGUUUGUGCCUUUAUAUUUUCUCUCAUGUUAUAGCAGCUUGCCAUACUCCUCGAGUUUGUCUGACUGACAGCUGUUUUGAAGGCUUUGAGCUGCUUUUCGGAGACUGUUUUGCAGAUCUCAUGCUGGAGUUCUUUGACGGUAAAGAAGAGGAGAGGAGGAGACCGACUGAACACACAGUCCCAGGAAUGUUUCUUUUCUCACCCACAGGACCUCUGAUUGGCUGCCUGCUCCUCGCUGAGGAACAGCCCACUUCCUCCACAUGCCAGUAGUUGUAUUUUAACCUCUCUAGCACUGUGCAGGCUUUCUCCACAAACCAUGUGAUCAUUUGCGCUUGUCUGAGUUUUGCAGGCUCUUCUUUUAUCAGCUCACAUCCCGACUUGUGCUGGAAUAGUCUGGACAGCUGGAUGCAGUGAUAAGGGUCUGCACAGUGAAAGCAGGAGGAGUGACAGUAGUACAGACUUCAUACAGUUCACACAAUACAGACAUGUUUUCUGUCAGGGCUGCUGUGCUACGGCGAGGGGUCUUGAUGUACAGGUGGGACAGAUGCUGUGCACUUGCAACAGUUGUGUCUGGAAACAAGACCUCACAGCAGGUGAAGCAGCGGCUGAAGGAAGAGGUGGAGCAGAUGAAGAGUCAGUUUCCAGGCUUCAGGCCAGGCUUGGUGGUGCUGCAGGUCGGAGACAGAGAAGACUCAAACCUCUACAUCAGUAUGAAGCUCAAAGCGGCGGCCGAGAUUGGAAUCAACGCGAACCACAUCAGGCUUCCCGAAACAGCCACUGAAAAUGAAGUUCUGCGCAGCAUAGUUGCGGUGAAUGAGAAUCCUGCGUUUCAUGGGCUUAUUGUGCAGCUGCCUCUCGACUCCAUCAACCCAAUAAACACUGAGAAAAUCACCAAUGCUGUGGCUCCAGAGAAAGAUGUUGAUGGCUUGACCAGUAUAAAUGCGGGGAAGCUGUCUCGUGGAGACCUAGGCGACUGCUUCAUCCCAUGCACUCCUAAUGGCUGUAUGGAGCUUAUCAGUCAGACCGGUGUGAGUGUGAUGGGGAAGAAUGCUGUCGUGAUCGGCCGCAGCAAGAUUGUUGGAGCUCCAAUGCACGAUCUGCUCUUGUGGAGCCACGCAACAGUGACCACCUGCCACUCGAAGACCCCUGACCUCGCCGAACAGGUGGGCAAAGCAGAUAUUUUGGUUGUGGGUGCUGGCAGAGCAGAGAUGGUGAAGGGCGAGUGGGUGAAGGAGGGGGCCGUGGUCAUUGACUGCGGCAUCAAUCAUAUACCAGAUGAGAGUAAAGCCAGCGGGAAGCGGGUGGUGGGUGAUGUGCAUUACCCCUCGGCUAAACAGCGAGCUGGAUUCAUCACCCCAGUGCCUGGUGGAGUCGGACCCAUGACUGUGGCCAUGCUGAUGAAGAAUACAGUUGAAAGUGCGAAGAGGUUUCUGCAAACACACACUCCAGGCAAGUGGAACUUAGUGUACACAAAGAAGAGACCCCAUGAGCCUCAGCCCAGCGAUGCUGCAAUCUCCUCUUCAUGUGAAAGCAAACCAGUCGUUCAGCUUGCCAGAGAAUUGGGUUUGUUUUCUGAUGAAGUAGAGUCAUACGGCAGGAGCAGGGCUAAAAUCCGACUGGAUGCAUUGAAGCGCAUGGAGAAACAGCCUAAUGGGAAAUAUGUGGUUGUCACUGGAUUUACUUCUUCUCCGAUGGGUGAGGGAAAGCGCACCACUACUCUCGGACUGGCUCAAGCUUUAGGGGCUCACCUGAAUACCAACGCUUUCGCUUGUGUUCAAAAGUCCUCACUGGAAACCUGUUUUGGUGCUAGAGGGCCAGCUCUUGGAGGAGGAUACUCUCAAAUUAUCCCACUGGAGGAGGUCAGCCUUCAGCCUUCAGGCCAGAAUGAGCUCGUCUCUGCUGCCGGUAGACUGGUGAUGGACACUGUUAAAGCACAUGCUCACUAUGAGACCAAACUCUCGGAAAAGGCUUUGUUUGAUUUGUUGGUUCCUCUCAGAGAGGGUCAAAGGUGCAUCUCCUUGGCUCAGCUUAAUCGACUGAAGAAACUGGCCAUUGAGAAAUUUGACCCCUUGACCUUCACAGAGAGGGAGAUAAGACGUUUUGUUCAAUUGGACAUUGACACAGACUCUGCAACGGAUUCAUUCUCCUUGGAAAAUGAGAUCAUGGCUGUCCUGUCGCUCAGCAGCAGUGAGGAGGAGAUGCAGCGCAGACUGGCCAACAUCAUAGUAGCCACAAACAAAUCUGGAGAUCCUAUCACUACCGAGGAUUUAAAUGUCAGUGGUCCUUUGGCCAUGUUAUUGAAAGAAGCCCUGAAACCUGUCUUGAUGCAAACUGUCGAGGGUACACCAGUGUUUCUUCACACCAGCCCAUUAGUCGAUGUUGCCCAAGGCGGUCCUUCCAUUCUGGCAGACAAAAUGGCUUUAAAAAUGGUUGGAUCAGAAGGAUUUGUAGUCACUGAGUCGGGUCAUGGAGCUGAUGUUGGCUUGGAGAAGUUUUUCAACAUUAAAUGUCUCUACUCUGGUCUUCAGCCAGAUGUGGUAGUGAUGGUGGCAACUAUUCGUACAUUGAAGAUGCACGGCGGAGCACCUCCUAUCCAAGCAGGUUUGCCCAUUCCAGAAGAGUAUUUACAGGAGAACCUCAAGCUGCUGGAGAGAGGCUGUUGUCAUAUGAGGAGGCAGGUGGAAAAAGCACAAUCAUUUGGUUUACCGGUGAUCGUAGCUGUCAACAAAUUCAGCUCUGAUAGUGACGCUGAGCUGGACCUGGUGUGUGGCCAGGCGAAGCAGGCUGGUGCCUUUGAUGCAGUGCAGUGCAGCAGCUGGUCUGAAGGGGGCGCUGGAGCUUUGGCUCUGGCCGAAGCUGUUCAGAGAGCAGCAAAACUACCUGGCCGCUUCAGGUUCCUCUAUGAUUUGCAGACUCCAGCCUCUGAUAAGUUAAGGACUGUAGCACAGAAGAUGUACGGUCUGAAAGACAUCAAGCUGUCACUGAAAGCAAAGGAAAAACUUGCACUUUAUUCAAAACAGGGCUUUGAAAAUUUGCCAGUUUACAUAGCCACGACACCGCUGUCUAUGAGUAAUGACCCCAUGAUGAAGGGAGCGUCAACUGACUUCAUGCUGCCCAUAACUGAUAUCAAAGUCAAUGCUGGAGCAGGUUUCCUCUGCUGUCUGACUGGCUCUACAAAUGCAGAAAUGGAGGAUCCCAUGUGGCCCUGUUUCCAUGGCAACAACCUUUACAGUGACAGCAAGUAGCUCAGUUGUUACUUGCUAAGGCGGGCAAGCUGAUAUUGGACUAAUUAUAAGUCAAUCAAACUUUUAAUAAUUGGAAAGAAACUCUACUUACUUAACAUGGAUAAAUGUUUUUAAACCUAGGCUUCUCAUGCAAAGCAAAAGAAAAUGUUUUACUGUAAUCACUGUACAAGUGCUGGUUUUUAUUCACUGUUAAGCCUCUUAUGCCAAAGCAACUAAUUAUUUAACAUCUUUUUAUUGCACUAUAAAUGACUAAACUGAUAAAUUAUAUUGUGUGUUUUAAAUGGA